This is a messenger RNA of Aspergillus sclerotioniger CBS 115572, 953 nucleotides long. Its product is annotated as maleylacetoacetate isomerase. The record is from RefSeq and is a predicted model, not a curated record. Gene Ontology annotation, molecular function: glutathione transferase activity; maleylacetoacetate isomerase activity. Bases 239 to 820 code for a protein of 193 amino acids. Gene Ontology annotation, biological process: glutathione metabolic process; L-phenylalanine catabolic process. Lineage: Eukaryota; Fungi; Ascomycota; Eurotiomycetes; Eurotiales; Aspergillaceae. The transcript has a single exon. Gene Ontology annotation, cellular component: mitochondrion.
GUUGAAUGAUCUUUAUUUGAACGAUCAGGAUCAACAGCUUUUCUUCCGCAUACCAUCGUUCUCUCUUCUGGCAGUUAGUCAUACUAUAAUCCAUCACACCAAGUCUAACAGCUUCACCUGAGCCAUGGAAAGUCAAGAUAUCUUCGAUCUGUAUACUUAUUGGUGCUCCUCAUGCUGCCAGCGGAUCAUAAUUGCUGCUCAUCUCAAGGGCAUCCCUCUCCAAUUCAAAUACCUCGAUAUGGGUACAAGAGCGCACCAUGAACAGAAGUACAAGGAUGAGCUGAAUCCAAGUGCUAGCAUUCCGACAUUGGUUGUGCAUCACCCUGACGGCGAGAAAACCAUCAUCAGACAGUCCAUGACGAUCCUAGAGUACUUUGACGAGCGAUUCCCGGACCGAAGCCCUCUGCUGCCGCCUGUUUCUGCCUGGCAGGACCGCAUCAAAGUCCGCGACUUGGUCAACAUCAUCGCGAUCGAUGUACAGCCACCAACGAAUUCCCGCAUCGCUAAACGCGUCAGGGCUGUACAGGACAAUGUGCAGGACCAGAUUGCAUUUGUCAGGCAGGCCUUCACGGAUGGGUUCCAGGCAUAUGAAGCCUUGAUUUCUCCGUCAAGCAAGUAUUCUUUCGGCGAGCAGGUGACUAUGGCCGAUGUUGUGUUGGUCCCCACGGUCGAUCAGGCGUUGAUGUACAAAAUGACCUUGGAUUUUGCGCCCAACGUCCUAAGGGUGUAUAAUUCGCUGAAAGAAUUGGAGGCGUUCAAGGCCGGCGAUGGGAAAAACCAGGGCGAUACCCCAGAGCAGUUCCGGUCAACUUCUCAGUGAAAUCCUAAGCUGCUGCGUGUCGGGUGGUUCGUAUUUGACCUGUACUAUCAGUGUCUAUCGAGACACGUUUUUUCUUUGGAGUAUAUGCCAUAGAAAGUCGCCGGUGUUGUAAUCAAGCCGACAAUGAAAGAUG